Messenger RNA from Phascolarctos cinereus (koala), 3834 nucleotides. It is a transcript of the gene IRAK2, whose product is annotated as interleukin 1 receptor associated kinase 2. Lineage: Eukaryota; Metazoa; Chordata; Mammalia; Diprotodontia; Phascolarctidae. Gene Ontology annotation, cellular component: nucleus; cytoplasm; plasma membrane. The record is from RefSeq and is a predicted model, not a curated record. Gene Ontology annotation, biological process: cellular response to lipopolysaccharide; Toll signaling pathway; protein phosphorylation. Gene Ontology annotation, molecular function: protein kinase activity; ATP binding; protein binding.
ACUCAUACUGGGCUGAAAAUUAGCCUAGCAGACAUCCUGUUGACAAGUGGGAACCAGGACCAGAACACAGAAAGCCCAGUGCCUUGCUGUUAACAAAGGGGACACCUUGUUUGGGUUCCUCCCCCACAAGGAGGGGUUGCAUUAGCUCAAGAGUUGCUCAGUUGCUUCUUCUGGGAGAAGAGAACAGAUCUGAGGUCCCAGCAGGCUGAUGGCUCGGGAGAGGAAAGAGCCUUGAUCAUAGCAGCCUGUAAACUACUGGAAGUACGGAAAAUGGCCUUGCAGGCACCUCUGCUGCCACCCUCACCUGCUCUCCGGAGCCCUAGGACUUCCCAAUAUAUCUAUCAGCUUCCUUCUUGGGUGCUGGAGGACUUCUGCCACAAGAUGGACAGCCUGAAUGAAUGGGACUGGAUGCAAUUUGCCUCUUAUGUGAUGACCGACCAGACCCAGCUGAGGAAGAUCAAGUCCAUGGAGAGAAUCCAAGGUAUCAGCAUCACGCGGGAGCUGCUGUGGUGGUGGGGGAUGAGGCAGGCCACAGUGCAGCAGCUCCUGGACCUCCUGUACCGACUGCAGCUCUACCGAGCAGCCCAAGUCAUUCUGGACUGGGGUGCAAAUCCUGAAAUUGCUAGUGCUUCUCAUGUUCUUCCUGACUCUCUGGGCCCUGGGAGGUCCCCUCUAUCUUCAGCAAGAAAACCAGAGGAAAUCCAAGAACAAGGCCCUAUGAAAUCCUCAGAAUUGACUCCCUUCUCUAACUCAGGGCCAUGUCCAAGUGGAUCCACAAACCAAGCCCUACAUCUGCCUUUCACUGAAGAGGACCUCUAUCGUUCCUUAAAAACAAAUCCUUCUACUUCAUUAGAUACGAAGAAUUUCUGCAUCUACAUUCCUCAACAAAAACCACUUGUGAGUCUAAUUGGUGAGAACCUUUACUGGACAGAAAUGGAGGUGAUCAAGGCCACCAAUGGAUUUAGCCAAGAUAACAAAAUCAGCGAAGGGAGUUUUGCUGAUAUCUAUAAAGGGCAACGACACAACAUGUUGUAUGCCUUUAAGAAGCUUCAAAGGACCAAGUGCCCAAGAGACAUAUCCAUUGAGAGUUUCUUCCACAUGGAAGUCCAGAUUUGUCUUAGGUGUUCCCAUCAAAACAUCUUACCCUUGCUUGGCUUUUGUACCGGGGAAGUGUUUCACAGCCUGAUACAUCCCUACAUGCCCAACGGCUCCGUGGAGGACAGACUCCAAUGCCAAGACAGUACUGAUCCCCUGACCUGGGAACAGCGGAUUAGCAUUUCCUUAGGUUUUCUCGGAGCCACAGAAUACUUACAUGGUCUCAAGAUUAUUCAUGGCAAUAUCAAAAGCUCCAACAUUCUGUUGGAAAAAAACUUCACCCCGAAACUUGGACACCCAAGGGUUCAAUUAUCCUCUGAUGAUAAAAAAUCCUCCUAUACCAUGAUGAACACCCAGCUUUUCCAGGCCUUGGCUGCGUAUGUCCCAGAAGAUUUCAUCAGAGUGGGGCAGCUCACAGAAAGAGUUGACAUCUUUAGCUGUGGAAUAGUGUUAGCAGAGAUUCUGACUGGUAUCCCAGCGAUGGAUAAAGAGAGAACUCCAGUUUAUCUGAAGGACCUACUCAUCAGUGAAAUCCCAAGCACUAAAGCCCUACUGUGCUCCAAGGACAAGUGUGUGGAGAAGCUAGCUGCAAAGGAGAUCUGCCAGAAAUACCAGGAUGCCAAAGCUGGGCACCUGCCAGAGGACUGUGCUGUAGACUUUGCCACAGCUAUCUAUCUCUGCCUGCAGAAAAAAUCCCCCAGCCUUACCCAGGUGCAUGCUACUAUGGCAGAGUUAGACCGACAAAUCAGAAAUCAUCAGGGUCUCCUCAACUCUGGCAGCAACUUGGAAUUGAAGAGGGCAUCAGUGAACACCCCAGAAGAAACCGAUGACGUUGACAAUCUUAGCACAGAAGUCUCUUCUUCAGAUGACCAAGACAAGAGUGGACUCUGGGCAGGGGCAGGGUCCUCAUCGCCCCAACCAGGGUAUAGGGAAGGAAAGUGUCUGACCAGUGGGGUAGAGGCUGACUCUUCAAUGUGUCCUGGUCCUUCACAUCCUCAAGAUGCAACAGAAGAUUCUUGGGAAGUUGAAGUCAAUGAUGCCAAGAAGAAAUUGAUGGAAAAUAUUUUGCUCUAUGAAGAAGAAAAGUUAAACAGUGAGGAGCUAUUUGGAUCUUUUAAGCCUUAAAUUAGGUGGAGGAAAUACCUAAUUAACAUGGGAAAAAUGAAGUCAAAACAAGAGACAAGAUAGAGACUUAUCAGUUCUUUGUGGACAAAGACUUUCAGAUCAUAAGAGUGGAUGAGAUAAAGCCUCUACUUUUAUAGACAUAAAAAUCUACCUGGUCUAUUAGCCUUCCACAAUCUGAAGUCUGAGCUUUGAGCUUCAGACUUGAGAUAAAGGAAAUAUAAUGCUUGAAGGAGCCCUAGAAGGGAGAAGGAAACUAUGAAAUACAUUAUCAAGCCUUUGGAAUAGUUCUCUGUAUCAAAGAACAGUGUCUAGUUCACUGAGUUUGACUAUCACUAAGCAAUAUGCCUCUUGGUGAAGUCCAGAGUUUAUCUUGGAAGCCUCAAAAAUAGCCCUGAACUUGAUCUAAAGAGACUUCCUAGAGCACCUGAGCAGAAUAACUGACUGAGCAUCUGCCUGAUUUUGGAACAUGAAGGACUGCUGAACUUUGCAUUCAAGCUAGGCAAAACCAAUGAUACUGUCUUUUAAGUUUGUGUUAGAAUUCAUUCCCUAUUCCUGGCCCUGGUCAGUAAGGCACCUGAUCCCAGUCACAAGUGAGAUGUGAAUAGUUUAGGACUCCACCUAUUACAUGGGAGGUGUGAACACUUUAGUUCCCCAUAUUACUGAGAGAUGUGAACACUUCAGGGCUCCACCAAUUAUAUGGGAGGUGUCAACACUUUAACUCCCCAUAUUACUGAGAGAUGUGAACACUUCAGGGCUCCACCAAUUAUAUGGGAGGUGUCAACACUUUAACUCCCCUCAUAUCACAUGGGAGGUGUGAACAGUUUAGAGACCAGUCUCUUUUGCUGAAAAUGAAUCAGAUAUUUAUUUCUUAUUUGCCAUUAGCUUUACCUGUGCAACAUAUUAUCCCUCUACCUCUGCCCUCAAGGGACAUCACUGAUGCAAAGGAAGGAAAAUGUAUUUUCCUUUCUUUUUCUAAGCUACACAUUCUAAUAAAGAAUUUUUAUUUUGAGAAUAAUGUAUGUUGUUCAGAUUUAGAGUCAGAGGCCCUGGGUUUGAAAGCUAGCUCUUAUUACCUAUGGACCUUAAAGAAGUCACUGACUCCAUCCUGAGUCUCAGUUUCUUCAUCUGAAAAAUGGAGUGGGAGUUGCUACUUUCUAAGGUCUUGUCCAGAUCUGGCAUCCUAGGAUUCUAAUUUAUUGCUUUUAGCAACAUUUUGAUACAUAAUACUCUGAGAGGCAAUGGGGCGUGGUGAAGAAGGGGCUAACCUUGAAGUCAGGAAGGUCUUGUCUCAUCCAAGUCAGGCCCCCAAUACAGAUGAGCUGUUGAUCACACGGAAGCCAUUUAACUUCUCAGCACCCUAAAUAUUUCUCUAAGACAGUGGUCUCCAAGUUGUUUUGAUUACAUACCCCUGUCAGCAAAAAUUUUUGAGCUCUUCAAUAUAUUUGUAUUUAUUUAUAAAUUGCAUACAUGUGUAACUUAUAUUAUGUGGAGUAUAAAAUAUAUACUAACAUGAAGCAGAAAGAGAGGGUUGUACAUGAAAUGGUGAAUCUCUAUUAUAUAGAGCUUGCUUUUCCUUCUAAGGCUAUAAUAAAUCCAACAUGAAGCUUUCAAAGA